This is a messenger RNA of Puccinia triticina, 573 nucleotides long. RefSeq lists its product as uncharacterized. The coding region runs from base 1 to 573 and encodes 190 amino acids. The transcript has 4 exons. Lineage: Eukaryota; Fungi; Basidiomycota; Pucciniomycetes; Pucciniales; Pucciniaceae. The record is from RefSeq and is a predicted model, not a curated record.
AUGCAGGCCGAGCUCGUCGACGGAGCCGGAAGGGCCGUCAAGCUCAAGGAGCUCAUCGACCGGGACUUCAAGACCCUCAUCAUCUUCAUCCGCCACUUCCAGUCGGGCUAUUCGCAGCGCUACAUCGAGCGGCUCUCCAAGAUCGCCAACGGCGAGCUUGUGCCCGCACCCGCCCACAGACAGAACCCGCAGGAUGUGUCGAGCCUCUCGAAGCGCUCGGCCUUGGCCGACGGCCAGGACGAGCGGCAGGCCGGCCAUUGGAUCCGGGCCAACGGGGUCAAGGUGGUCGUGAUUGGGAACGGGAACUACCAGCUGAUUGACAGCUACCGCACCAUCUUGAACUGCCCCUUCCCGAUCUACACCGACCUGUCCAAAGACCAGAAAGUGUACAAGCUGCUGGGCAUGCAGAAGCUCAAAGACGUCAAGCUGCUCCAGCAGGCCCCGCAGCAGCAGCACCCGCCGGCCAGCUUCCAUAUCCAUCCGCUCGCCUAUCCCGCCCUGCCCGGCGGCGCGAAGAUAGCCAGCAUGUGGUAUUGCCUCAAAGAAUAUUUGGUGAUGUCACAGAUAAUCUAA